AUGGUGAAAUUGGUGACCGAGGGCGAGUAUGUGCCGUGGUACUCGCGACGAGCACCGCCGGUUUUCUGCUUCCCAUGCCUACCGGCGUAUAUGGGCAUCUGGCCAGCAAGAAAAUGCGUUUUGAUUCUUGGAACCUUGCUCUUCUUCUUUGGUGUCAUUAUCCUUCUGGCGAUGCUUCUCACUUGUAUCGCAGUCGAAUGUGCAGGAGUCGCGUCCGCUCUCAUCCCACUCGCGCUCAUCCUCCUCAUCGUCGGUCUUCUUCUAUUCCAUUGCGGCUACGCCGCUCAUCUUCUCGAUGAUCGCGGCCAGAUUCCAAUCAAGAAAACGACUACAACGACCACCACCACCCAAUACACCGAUCCAGAAUCACAUGAGGCCGAGCUCAGAUUAUUCGAGAACGUUGCCAGAGAACCGCUUCCAGAUGUCAAGCAAGGUUAUUGGCAAUUCGAUGAGAAGGAAUCAUGGCAAGCGGCUUCAAAUCCAUACCCAAUCCAACACACCCUCAAAAACUGCUUGGAACGUCUUCCAUACUAA
Molecule: messenger RNA, 534 nt
Organism: Caenorhabditis bovis
Lineage: Eukaryota; Metazoa; Nematoda; Chromadorea; Rhabditida; Rhabditidae
Source: the annotation of a GenBank genome assembly